Scomber scombrus (Atlantic mackerel) is the source of this 1816-nucleotide messenger RNA. RefSeq names its product nerve growth factor a (beta polypeptide) (gene ngfa). Bases 359 to 1249 code for a protein of 296 amino acids. The transcript has 3 exons. Lineage: Eukaryota; Metazoa; Chordata; Actinopteri; Scombriformes; Scombridae. Gene Ontology annotation, molecular function: growth factor activity; nerve growth factor receptor binding. The record is from RefSeq and is a predicted model, not a curated record. Gene Ontology annotation, biological process: negative regulation of neuron apoptotic process; positive regulation of collateral sprouting; nerve growth factor signaling pathway.
GCAGCUUUUGGGACUCCUCUUACUAAACUUUUAGAACAAUCCAUUUCCCAAAGAGUGUGGGAGGGAGACAGACAGAAGUGGAUGGCCCGAGACCUGGAUUCACAGCUUUAAAAGCAGGAGCGGGAUUUGGAGUUUGGGAUAAUUCUGCCCUUGGCCUGGAGAGUGAGGUGGAAUAUAACAGACUUUCUCUGGAAGUUUUCACUCACUGGGGAAAAAAGACAAGGAGUAUUAACAGGGUGAGCUGUGGUUCAGGGGGUCCAGAUGGCAGGCAUGAGGGGCCCGGCCUGCACUGGAGUCUGGCUCUAGAGUCCACAGGGGCUCCCACUUCAACUGGACACAUUCCACAGGACGUGUGCCCAUGAGGUCGUUACCACUGGUCCUGCUCCUCCUGAUAGGCGUCCAGGCUGUACUGAACAUGGGAGAUGGAUUGGCCCGGAGCACCGGGGCAGCCAACCACAAAGUAGGACAGCAGACGGUAGCCAAUCAAAGAGCAGGACAGCAGCAGACAGCAGCAGCAGACCAGCUCUCUGGACAUUAUUUUUCACAGGAGAAUCAUAGGACCAGCCACCACAGGACCAAGAGGCCUCAUCGGGCAGCUUCACACUCCCAGGAUAUGAGCCCUAUCGUCAGGCACACCACAUCGGAUUCCACCCCUGACCCCUCCAUCCCAGUGGUGGACCCCAAGCUCUUUUCCAAGAGACGUUACCGUUCCUCACCCCGUGUUGUCUUCAGUGAGGUACCCCCAUCGCACGAUGCCCUGGAAGGCGAGGGCUAUGACAUUGAAGGGGUGACAGGGGUGAGGGUAAGGCGUAGAGCAGGAUCACACUCCAUGCACAGGGGAGAGUAUUCAGUAUGUGACAGCAUAAAUACCUGGGUGGGCAACCUGACACGGGCUACUGACAUAGCCGGGAAUGAGGUGACAGUGCUGCCCACCGUUACAAUCAACAAUGUGGUGAAGAAACAGUUCUUCUAUGAGACCACCUGCCGAUCCCCCACUCACAGGGGCUCCGGGACUGCAAACGGGGGAAGGCCAGGGGGACGGGGUGGCAAACAGGGCUCCAAAUCAGGCAACUCAGGCUGUCUCGGCAUCGACAGUCGCCACUGGAACUCCUACUGUACCAACACACACAUAUUCGUAAGCGCCCUCACCAUCUUCAAGGAACGGACAGCCUGGCGUUUCAUCCGCAUCAACGCUGCAUGUGUGUGUGUUCUCAGCCGGAAGUCUUGGGCAGGACGACUGGGACACUGACAGAGGACAACGACUCCUGACCACUGACCUUUGAACCAAGCACACACAUUUCUCCUAAACAGCCACUGCAGCUUUAUUGCCAAUACUGUAAUCCUCUUUCCCACCUCUACACAUACAUUCACCAACACACACACACUGACCAUAGCACUCAAUCCCCAUACACAAAGACAUAUACACAAACAGCUUCAUCUAUCCAACCCCUUGGCCCCUGACCCUACCUCAGUCUGAGAAGUCCUGGUUGUUUUAAGUUAUGAGGACUGCAUGUCAUAUUUAUGGUUUAUACAGUCAAAUAUGAAAAUAUAUACAGUAUAUGUAUAUAUACUAAAUGAAUUCAAGCUUUUAAUGUUGUUAUUGAUGUUGUGUUGUUCAUGCUGUUAUUUAUUAAACACCUCAGUACUUGCCUGGUUUGUUGUGUCAGUUAUAAUGUUGAUUUUCACAUUUUAGCUUUAAAGCAGCUCCUAUCAAUCUUUGUAUGUUAACAAUAGAGGAAAAGACUUUGGAACAGGGUCAUUUGUAGUAAUGAACUUUCCUCAGUUUUAAGGAGCUUUUUAAAACAUUUGUCAGCAA